Messenger RNA from Eucalyptus grandis, 982 nucleotides. RefSeq names its product 30S ribosomal protein S9, chloroplastic. The record is from RefSeq and is a predicted model, not a curated record. Gene Ontology annotation, molecular function: RNA binding; structural constituent of ribosome. Lineage: Eukaryota; Viridiplantae; Streptophyta; Magnoliopsida; Myrtales; Myrtaceae. The transcript has 2 exons. Bases 82 to 717 code for a protein of 211 amino acids. Gene Ontology annotation, cellular component: plastid small ribosomal subunit; ribosome; mitochondrial small ribosomal subunit. Gene Ontology annotation, biological process: translation.
UAGAACAAGAAAGAAGAAGCAGAGGGGAAGAACCAGACAUUAUCCGGACACACCGAGCUCAGUAGCCGAAACCAGAAGAUAAUGGCGCUGUCCGUGUCCUCCCUCGCCUCCUCCCUCUCCUCCCUCUCCUUCUCCUCCCAAGUCUCUCCCAAGCCCAACGCCCUCGCCCUCCCUCGCCCCAAGCCCCUCUCCGUCUCGCUCCCCUCCAGAGCCUCCCCUCUCGCCGUAUCCGCCUCCGCCGCCGCCGCCCCCGCCGCCGCUCCGUCGGAGCCCGAGGCCGCGGACCUCCGGAAGUACGUCAAGUCGCGGCUCCCCGGCGGGUUCGCCGCCCAGUCGAUCUUCGGCACCGGCCGCCGGAAAUGCGCCAUCGCUCGGGUAGUUCUGCAGGAAGGCACCGGCAAGGUCGUCAUCAAUUAUCGGGACGCGAAGGAGUACCUUCAGGGCAACCCAUUGUGGCUUCAGUAUGUCAAAGUACCAUUGGUGACACUGGGUUAUGAAAACAGUUAUGACGUGUUCGUUAAAGCUCAUGGUGGUGGACUCUCUGGUCAGGCUCAAGCGAUCUCCUUGGGCAUUGCUCGUGCAUUGCUGAAGGUGAGUGAAGACCACCGAUCACCUUUGAGAGAGGAAGGACUUUUGACUAGGGACUCGAGAGUAGUUGAAAGGAAGAAAGUCGGUCUCAAGAAAGCUCGUAAAGCUCCUCAAUUUUCCAAGCGCUGAGGUUCCAAAUUUUUUGUGCAGUUGGCCUACUUGGACAGUGCUUUUGUCUUUAUAUUAUUUAAAAUCCUGAACUUCAAAUUCAUGCUCUCCUCUAAUUUAGCAUCGGCGGCGUUGCUUCAUGGAUGUAUUGUGUACCUAGUAGGAUGGUCAGUUCAAAUGCUUGGCAGUUGACAGUUUCAAGCCUUCAACACUAGGAAUUUGACAGAAUGAUAACUGUAUGCGUCAUAGAUCCAAUUGCUGGUAUAAAGCUCUUUUUUGUUACUCU